AUGACAGAUGCCUCGUCCAUGUCCCAUGGAGGAGAGAAAGGGCCCAUAGUUCUGGGAGUUACCUGGGCUGAAAUGGGACUUGCGACUAUCCUUAUUGUGCUUCGAGCGAAAACUGCGUCUGUUUCUCCUUCGCGACAAUUGGUGGCAGGCUUGUUUGGUCUGCGGUGGGAUUUUGUCUGGGUGAUAAUUGCUUUCGCCGUUGCUCUGGUGGCUCAGAGUACCAUGACAGUCAGCGUUUGGUACGGACUAGGAACACAUCAGAGCCUACUUUCUCCUCAUCGAAUUGUUCAGACGAAUUUUUGGAGCUGGAUUGGUCAAGUCACUGCUAUUUUGGAUCUUGUUAUUGCGCGUAUUGCUGUCAUCUCGUUUCUGUUGACUAUACAAAGUGGCACAUGGAGUCGAGGUAGAUAUCUUCUUUAUGCCGUUGGAGCGACGCAAGCGAUCAUUAAUAUCAUUGAAAUCGGACUGAUAUUCAAACAAUGCUCUCCAACCGCCAAGCUAUGGGACAAUAAUCUUCCAGGAACAUGCGAUGGAAUUGUCAUUUGCUCCCAAGUUGGGUAUGCCCAGGGAAGCAUUGGGGCUUUUUCCGACUUUCUUUUAGCCGCCUAUCCAGUGGUAAUUAUUGGAAGAGUUCAACUGAUGAAAUUUUCGACGAAAAUUGGCCUUUGCCUGAUCAUGGGAGGGGGGCUGAUAGCAGGGAUAGCCGGAAUCAACAAAACCAUCGCCAUUGCCUCGAUCUUACAAGCCGAAGACUUAACAUUCGCAAUCUACAGAUUGAACACAUGGGUGUUGACCGAGAUGUGGUUCAUUAUAAUUUUCGGUUCCAUCCCUACGCUCCGCCCAAUUUUCGUCAAGUUCACACAAGAUAUAAAGAGCGCUACCGGAAUCUCUUCGCGAAACACGGCAAAGAGUUCCAGCAGCCGUGGAUAUUUGAAUGACAGCCGGGAACGACGCCAGUCAUUGGUGCCACUGACCGACCUGGGCCCGCAACCUUGGAAUACCCCUGGUCUUGCAGAGACGAAUGUAUCCCAUGAAAUUGAAAGUACGGGGAAUACAAGAGAAGCGACUGAAGCGAUUGAGCCUAACAAUCAGCAGAUUGUUGUGACAAAAAAGACCACCGUUAUCUCAGAGGAGUAUUGA
This is a messenger RNA of Penicillium angulare, 1140 nucleotides long. RefSeq lists its product as uncharacterized. The record is from RefSeq and is a predicted model, not a curated record. The coding region runs from base 1 to 1140 and encodes 379 amino acids. The transcript is spliced from 4 exons. Lineage: Eukaryota; Fungi; Ascomycota; Eurotiomycetes; Eurotiales; Aspergillaceae.